AUGGCUGAUGAAAAUGAGUUAUUGGAUUAUGACGAGGAAGAUCAGGAAACCGUGCAGGAUUCCAAACCGAAUGGCGACCUUCAAGCUAAGAAAGCUGUGAAAGGUGACUACGUCACUGUUCAUAGUUCCGGCUUCCGUGACUUCAUUCUUAAACCCGAGGUCUUGCGUGCUAUCGUGGACUGUGGCUUCGAACACCCAUCGGAGGUUCAGCAUGAGUGUAUUCCUCAGGCUAUUCUUUCGAUGGACGUUCUCUGUCAGGCCAAGUCGGGGAUGGGGAAGACUGCCGUCUUUGUCAUUGCCACGCUGCAACAGUUAGAUCCAGAGGAGGAAGGCAUCACUCGAGUCAUCGUCCUUUGCCAUACUCGCGAGUUGGCCUAUCAAAUUAGUAAAGAGUAUGAACGGUUCUCAAAGUACAUGCCUAAGAUAAAGGUUGGGGUCUUUUUCGGUGGAAUGCCACUUCGGAAGGAUAUUGAAUCGCUGAACAAGUGCGCACCGCACAUUGUAGUGGGCACUCCUGGACGUAUUCUCGACCUCAUUCGUAACAAAGCGUUGAGGUUGGAUCACAUUAGGCACUUCAUCAUCGACGAAUGUGACAAGAUGCUUGAUACCCUCGACAUGCGCCGGGACGUCCAGGACAUUUUUCGCAUGACGCCGCGCAACAAACAAGUCAUGAUGUUUAGUGCGACCAUGAGCAAAGAGAUUCGUCCCGUCUGUCGCAACUUCAUGCAAGAUCCUCUGGAAAUCUUUAUUGACAACGACUCCAAAUUGACUCUGCACGGUCUGCGCCAACACUACGUCAAGGUGAAGGAGAACGAGAAGAAUCGGAAGCUAUUUGAGUUGCUUGAUGAGUUGCAGUUCAACCAAGUCAUUAUUUUCGUCAAAUCGGUUCAGCGUUGCAUUGCCCUGGCUCAGCUUCUCGUCGACCAGAACUUUCCUGCAAUCGCAAUGCACCGUGCGAUGUCCCAAGAGGAGCGGCUGGAACGCUAUCAGGCCUUCAAGAACUUCCACAAGCGCCUUCUUGUGGCUACGAAUCUCUUUGGACGUGGGAUGGACAUUGAACGCGUGAACAUUGUUUUCAACUACGAUAUGCCCGAGGACUCCGAUACGUACCUGCACAGGGUUGCACGAGCCGGUCGCUUUGGGACCAAAGGAUUGGCAAUCACCUUCAUUUCGGACGAACAUGAUGCCAACAUCCUGAAUGAUGUUCAGAAUCGAUUCGAAGUGAACAUCAGCGAGCUGCCUGAUGUCAUGGAGAUUGCCAGCUACAUGGAAGACCGUUAA
Molecule: messenger RNA, 1281 nt
Organism: Hydatigera taeniaeformis
Lineage: Eukaryota; Metazoa; Platyhelminthes; Cestoda; Cyclophyllidea; Taeniidae
Source: the annotation of a GenBank genome assembly